GGCAUUGCCUACAUACAAACAAGUACGUAGCUUGUUAAAAAAUCUCUAAGUACUAGGGGGAAAAAAAAAUGGCCUACAAGAAGCCUUACUCAUCCCUCCUCUUUGCCCUCCUCCUCUCCGCCCUCGCCGCGGUCUCCCGCGGCGGCAGCAUUGCCGUGUACUGGGGCCAGAACGGCAACGAGGGCACCCUCGCCAGCGCGUGCGCCACCGGCUACUACGCCUACGUGAACCUCGCCUUCCUCACGACCUUCGGCAACGGGCAGACCCCCGUGCUCAACCUGGCCGGCCACUGUGACCCCUCCUCGGGCGGCUGCACGGGCCUCACCUCCGACAUCCAGUCCUGCCAGUCGAGCGGCGUCAAGGUGCUCCUCUCCCUCGGCGGCGCUUCCGGCUCGUACUCCCUCUCCUCCACCGCCGACGCGCAGAGCGUCGCCGACUACCUGUGGAACAACUUCCUCGGGGGGAGCUCCUCAUCGCGGCCGCUCGGUUCCGCCGUGCUCGACGGCAUCGACUUCGAUAUCGAAUCCGGAGGGUCCGCCCACUAUGAUGACCUCGCCAAUUUCCUCUCGCAGAAGCAGGUAAUAUUGACCGCCGCCCCUCAGUGCGUGUACCCUGACGCGAACCUCGGGCCGGCGCUCCAGACGGGGCUCUUCAACUACGUCUGGGUGCAGUUUUACAACAAUCCAGGGUGCGAGUACACGUCAGGGAGCACGAGCAACCUGAUCAGCUCGUGGGGGACUUGGACGAGCAGCGUGCAGGCCACCAACAUCUUUAUGGGGCUCCCGGCAUCCUCUGACGCUGCCGGGAGCGGCUACAUUCCCCCCGACGUGUUGACGUCGCAGGUUUUGCCGGCGAUCAAGGGCUCUGCCAAGUACGGCGGGAUCAUGCUGUGGAACCGCUACUACGACGUUCAAAAUGGAUACAGUGCUGCAGUCCAUGGCAGCGUGUGAUUUGUUAGUUAGAGUUUCAGAGUUUAUGAUAAUAAUACUAAUAAUAAUAAUAAUAAUAACGAUUUGAAUAAGGAGUGGGCAUAUGGCCCAUCUGUGGGAUUUCAGAUGUUAUGAUUCCUCUGCAUUUUGGUUAUUCUUGGAAUAAUUGAAGUGUGGAGCGGAAAAUAAAGGAAAGAAUAUGACUGGUGCUUUGCAUUUUCCCUAUUA
Messenger RNA from Ananas comosus (pineapple), 1157 nucleotides. Its product is annotated as acidic endochitinase-like. NCBI's taxonomy places the organism in Eukaryota, Viridiplantae, Streptophyta, Magnoliopsida, Poales, Bromeliaceae. Gene Ontology annotation, molecular function: chitinase activity. Gene Ontology annotation, biological process: carbohydrate metabolic process. Bases 69 to 950 code for a protein of 293 amino acids. The transcript is spliced from 2 exons. Gene Ontology annotation, cellular component: extracellular region. The record is from RefSeq and is a predicted model, not a curated record.